UAUUGCCAUUGCAGUCACAUGGCGUCGAAAACCUCGGAAAUUAUGUGCUACAAAGUGCAAUUUACCAACUGAAAUAAUGGAUACAUAAAUAGAUUUCACUGGUUUUACUUGCUUGUUAGAUCAAGCAUUGAUUUAUAUUUUCAUUCUUGUUAUUUGUUUUGAGUAUACAAUAUUCUGGGUGUUAAUUCUAAUAGAAGUAGGCCGUUCCCUCAUUUCGAAGGAGAGCAAGGUGGUAAUAUUUGAUCAUGAGUAGUGUGGAAGUUGCUCCUCUGACAGAGGCGAAGCCGUUAGAAGAUGGAGAUUUGACUUCAAAAAAUGACGAACUACCAUCAUCUCCCGAAGCCGAUGACGAGAAGAUGGAUCAGGGCAAGGACGGGAAGAAAAGCCCCGAGUCUGCGCGUGCACCGGCCACUGGCAAGAAUCCAUGGGGAAAAAUGAAAUCUCAGCUAGGCCAAGAAGAGAAUCAGUCUGAUGCUCAACCGAAAACCGACGGACCUGAAAUUCAAGAAACGAUCAAAGGCCAUGGAAAGGUCUCAGAGCUUGCAGACAUAUCUAACUGGCCAAGCCUGGGGGAAGCAUCCAGCAACAGACCUCCACAGGCAGUUGACAAAGUCCCAAUAGCUCCCAAGGCAGGGAAUGGAAAUGGAAGCAGCAAAAAAGAAAACAGACCAGAAGAAGUUCAACCUCCAGAGCAAAUAACUUCUCCAAAAGGAACCCCAAAGCGAAAAGGAUUGAAACAGAAAUGGGUACCAUUGAGUAUUGAUCCUCCAACAUACUCUAACUCUGGGUCAAGUCUCAGUCCAAGAGGUGAUAGAUCACCCGAAGAUAGAAGCCAGGGUCGUGGCAGAGACUUUAGGUCGUUCAACAACGCUGGACCAUAUAGAGGAAGAGGAAGAGCUAGAGGUCGAGGGAGAGGACGAGGACGUGGAAGAGGCGGCUAUGACUAUGGAGGUGGAUAUGGUGGUAUUCCCAUGGCAACCUAUGUUGAUGGACUUUUUAUACCCCAACCUUAUGUUGCUCAGUAUUAUUAUGAAAAUGCAGUUGGAAUGCAGCAACCACCACCACCUGCUGGCAGCUCUGAGGAUGAGAUCUUGAAAGAAAUGAUAAAAAAGCAAAUAGAGUAUUACUUCUCAGAUGAAAACCUCAUUGGUGAUUUCUAUUUGCGACAGCAGAUGGAUGAAAACGGAUGGAUACCAUUGGCAAUGGUUGCCAGCUUCCGAAGAAUACAACAAUUAACACAAGAUCUAAGCACUAUCCUAGAGUCUGUGAAAAGCAGUGAUGUUGUUGAGUCAGAUGGAGCCCGAGUGAGGCCUAAGGAGAACCCAUCACAGUGGCCUAUUGUCAUUAGAAAAAAUGCUGCUGGUGAGAGUAAAGCCUACAAGUUGGCUCUUUUGCAGGCAGUUGACAGUGAAGAAUUCAUUCCGAAUGGAGAGCAUCACUGGCCAGCUAAAGCAAGCCAGGUUCAUGGUGAAUCGGUGGGAUCUCCAACUGGUACAAGUCUGUUGAGUUCCCAGGUUGAAUCUCAUGCAUUGUCGGAGGAAGCAAAGGUUUCUCAUACAUCAGACAUUAAAAUGUCAAGUGCUGAUAUGGAAGAGCAACCAUCUGGAGAGAAACUUUCGGAAAGCCCGAAAAAAAUGCUCUUGGAAGAUUACGAAUGGAAAGAGGUGAAGCGAAGAAGUAGAUCAAACUCUCUCAAGCGCGAUGAAAAGAAGCAACAAAUGGAUAUAUUUACGGACUCCCGGGAAGAGCUAGACUUCAAAUUUGAUGAAGAACUUCAUGUAAACGAGAGGAAAAGAACUGUGUCUAGUUCCUACGACUGGUCUGAGGAUUCGGAGGAUGAAAUGGACGAUUUUGAAAUCAGCAAAUUGAUGAUUGUCACACAGACACCACCACCCCCGAAGAAACACGACAGAACUGGAAAUCACAUGAGUCGAGCCAAAAUGACUGCUGAGCUAGCACAAGUUAUAAACGAUGGACUUUAUUAUUACGAGCAAGAUUUCAUUGACGAAGACGACGAUAGCUAUCUUCAUAAAAAGUUGGAAUUGUCUUCCUCGUGGAAAACAGUAGACGUGGUUAGCGAAAGGGACUUUCUGAAGCAAAGAGGAGAAGAACCUCAGGUCCAUCGCACAAGGUCGGUUACUUUCACUCCAUCUAUCGCGGUUCCUGACACGAGCAAAUCAUCUGCAAUGCCAGAAAUCACACCGAAUAUCUUGUCAACAUCACCUUUUAACCUAAAUGCACCCGAGUUUAGGCCUAGAGCAAACACUUUGCCAACAAAAACAAUGGCUCACUCUUUGCCUACCAAUAUACCAUCUCAUAUGGAGAAGCACGCUGACAAGCGACCGAAGAGAAACCUACAUGGGAAGCGACACGAAACUGCUAGAUUUUAUCCUGCCAUUUCAAAGGAGAAUCUAAGCGAUAAGCCACCAAGGUAUCACAAAACGAAGUACGGCGCCAAUCCACCUGUCGAACAUCACGUCGGUUGGGUUUUUGGAACUGCAGCUGAAAAUGCCAAAAGCCACGGCCACCGCCAUGGGCCCCAGCCUCACGAGCUGGACCAUACCGUCUCCCCUGGCAGCCAUAGCAGUAGCUACGGAAGCAGUUUUGGCGCAGACUCCAUUCCUAACUUCCAGCAUCCAUCUCACAUGCUCUUAAAAGAUAAUGGCUUUGUUCAACAAGUUUAUUCCAAAUAUCAUCACAAAUGUACAAAAGACCGAAGUAAACUGGGUAUUGGUCAAUCACAAGAGAUGAAUACAUUAUUUAGGUUUUGGUCUUUCUUUUUAAGAUCACAUUUUAAUAGAAAAAUGUACCAAGAAUUCAAAAAUCUAGCCGUUGAAGAUGCAUCAGCUGGAUAUAGGUAUGGUCUGGAAUGUCUCUUCAGAUUUUACAGUUACGGGCUUGAAAAGAAGUUUAAGCAAGAGCUCUUUAAAGAUUUCCAAGAAGAAACUUUGCGAGAUUACCACAAUGGUGACCUCUACGGUUUGGAAAAGUUUUGGGCUUUCUUGAAAUACUACAAGGGGAAAGCGAAAUUUGAAAUUAAUGAUGAGCUCAAGAAGUUGAUCAGCAAAUUCAAGUCAAUUGACGACUUUAGACUUGAGGCGCAGCGCCUCGGAGCCGAGAAACGCAAACAGAAAGAUGGAGACCAAGGGCAAAGCUUGGCAGCCUCUUCUGGGAACAAAAGGUCCGGCAAGGAAGUUGUUAAGGAUAAUGAUAAGAGAGCAGAAAAAAGUGAAGAUGGACUCAAAAAAGAUUCCAAAGACAUUAAGAAAGUUGAACCAGCCAGAAAAACCGGAAGCAAGGACCAUCAUAAAAAAAUGCCUGAAGGUGGAAAAACAUCAACCGCGCCAAGGGCAUCAGAUGCUAAGGGAUUUAAGAGUUCUGGAAAGCCAUCAGAGUCCGGUAAACAUUCGCAUGUUUCUAAGUCAGACGGAUCUCACAAGCACUUUGACCAUGGAGUGCAUCAUGGUAAAAAGUCGGACCGAGUUAAAUCUCCGGAACAUGGAAAGGGCUCUUUAGAACCAAUGAAAUCGGAAGUUUCAGUGAAAAAGGAAGCUACUGUAGUUGCCAGUGCCUCGGGGUCGACUAAGCACGGAGAGGAUUCCAAGACUCCAGUAAAUGUUGAUGCACAGAAGCAUCUAAGAUCAGAAAAUGUCGAGAAAGGACAGUGAAACGGCUGGUUGUGCAAAGGAUUUGUGAGGUCAUUAAUUGAAAUCUUUAGAACAGCUAAUUUUAUGACAAAUUUUGUUGUUGUUAUCCUUUUAUGAAGGUGUGGGGGAACUGCUCUUUAGAACUCAUUGAUAUGUUUUAGAUUUGGAGGUAGAACGUUUUAGUAUUUUGCCAAUCAUGUGGAAUCGUACAGUUACUUGAAUAGAAGUUCACUAAUAAUGCUCUGUUACAUAUACCGUAUGGUUUUCCAAAGAUUUAUUACAAUUAUCAUAGAAAUAUUUUCAUAUGCUGUUACCGUUGAAUGCUAUUUGAAUGCUGUCGAAAACCGUUGACGGAAACGCACUUUGUAUAUGUUUUCAUGUUGUAUAAAUAUACCCACUAGUGCUGGGCUUACCCACUAGUACUGGGCUUACCCACUAGUGCUGGGCUUACCCACAAGUGCUGGGCUUACCCACAAGUGCUGGGCUAUAACCACAAGUGCUGGGCCCUCCAGUCUCAAGGCAAACUUCGUAUCAUAUCUUUUUUAUCACAAAAUAUGGAGUUCAGAGACUGUUUUUCACGAAAAUAUGACCACCAUACUACUGGGGAUUAUGUUGGGCAAGAAGUACUUCUUGAUGUAUUGCUGUUUCCCUUGAUGCAUCUAUCUACCAGCUACUCUAACUAGAUCAGCAAUCAAUUUUUAUGGUACGCAUUUGUGAUGUUUAUUCCUCAUGUCUGACAGUGAAAUACUGCCCAUUUGGCGAAAGCUGGAGAGAAAGUUUAAAGCGUUCCUAAUUGAACUACAGCAACCUUUGUUUGUAAAUGAUAUUUUGUUAGUUGCCUGAUUAGCUUAGGUUCAGGAAAAGUAAUUCACAUAUAGCUAGUCUUGUAAUUGGAAACUAUCCUCAAGCCAGUAUUCUAGCUUAGAUUAAUAAACGAGAAAAAUGCUAAAUAAAAGAGAAAAUAGCGGAGUCUCUUGUACCCUUAAGAACCCAUUUCCCGCCUGACAUGAGUGCAAUAUCAUUUCUGAAUGUAACGAUGUGACGUCAUGAUUGAAAUCGUUAUCUCCGCCUUAAUGUUGCUUAUAUUUAUAUUAUUCGCUCACAGUGGUCGACGUAAAAAUACUGGGUUUUGAUCCAAAUAUCUACGUUACAGUCUACCUUUCACUAUCAUUUUCAAGCCCUUGCAUCUUUAGUUUUUUAAUCGUUUUCAGUCAUUUUUAUCUUUCAUAUUAGUGUAGUGGUAAGACGCAUUAAAACGUUUUAUUUCCAGAGUAUGGUUAAUUUGAUCGAAUUAGCUCUAAACUCGACCGAUAAUGUCGUUGAUCCUAUCAUCGCUGAAUUUUUAGACUUGACUGAUAAAGCAAGUGAUCAAUCCUGACCGCCACACUCUGUUUAAUCAGCAGUUUGAUUUUUUGAAUUUGUUCAGGGAUUCUUGAUGUUACUGGAUUUUUGAAAUCUCGGUUCUAAAAUCCAAAGCCUCUCAUACUCUUGUUACCCGUCAACAAAAAGUUUUUGUAACAGACCUUUACGAGGCCUUGUAGUUUGAUUUGUUACCGUUGGCUGAACGAUGACAUAACUUUUAGUGAAUGUUGUAAACCUGUGUUUAGUGGAUUUUAUCACAUCCUGCCCAUUUUACUGAAUUUGUUUUCGCAAAUAUUAGUAUUACCAAAAUCCAUGUUAUCCACAGUAAGCUGCCAUCCACUUCAAUGCUGCUAUCCACAAACUUACUAGUCAUGCUAAGUCAUCAACCAAAUACCAGACCCUGAACUCCCAAGCAUACAUUUUCGGUGAAAAAGCAAUCUAAUGGUGGUUGUAUUUUAGUAUGUAGAUACAGGGCUAUUUGUAGUGAUGUAAUAUUUAGAUCCAAAUUGUGUUUUAAUGCGUUGCUUGUUUACUUACACCAGGUGCUGGUUAUAUUUGUCAUAUCAAAAUGAUGUAGUGUUGUACAUUGUUAAUUAUUUGUAUUGAUCGACCCGUUGCUUAGACAGUGACCCUGGGUUUCCGUGCCAGAACUUUGGCAUUCAACAUAGCCCACAUUAACUGCCACAACCCGUUAUCCCCACGAUCCUAAAAAACCCCACGUCAAUCUUCCACUAUUGAUUAUAUCGUGCAGACAUUUUAAAAUGGUUUUGCUGGUCAAUGCUUAACUUACCCUUGGUAUCUAGGACUUCUAAGGAGUCUAAUCGAACAGAAGAGAGCCGCAGAGAAAAGCGGAGAAAAGGAGAAGAUAGGAGAGGAGAGGAAACGGUUCCCCUCAAUCUUCUAUCCAUCUGUUCGUUUCCUCCCUUUGCUGUUGCAUCUGACUCCUUAGUCUCUUUGGUACAGAGGCUAUGCUGAACUGUGUAUUCUGAUCACUUUUUGAUAUAUCCUUGUCCUGAAUGCUGUGAUGCGGUGUUAGUAGUGCCGUUCUUUUAGAAUUGCCUUCGUUUAUCCAGCCCGUGAAAGUUGCCUUAGAAUGCUUAAGUGAUUAUACAUAUAACCGCAAUUAUUUUUAAAAAGUAGUAUAAAAACGAUAAACUUUUCCA
Messenger RNA from Rhopilema esculentum, 6172 nucleotides. RefSeq names its product la-related protein 1. NCBI's taxonomy places the organism in Eukaryota, Metazoa, Cnidaria, Scyphozoa, Rhizostomeae, Rhizostomatidae. The record is from RefSeq and is a predicted model, not a curated record. Gene Ontology annotation, molecular function: RNA cap binding. Gene Ontology annotation, biological process: mRNA stabilization; positive regulation of translation. Gene Ontology annotation, cellular component: cytoplasmic stress granule; cytosol.